AUGGCGUCUGCUGAUCUGAGAGACGAGCUGCUCUGCUCCAUCUGUCUGAACAUUUAUACAGAUCCUGUAACCCUGAGAUGUGGACACAACUUCUGCCUGGACUGUAUUGGUCAGGUCCUGAAUACACAGGACGGGGCUGGAGGUUAUUCCUGUCCUGAAUGUAGAGAACAGUCCCAGGAGCGGCCGACACUGAAGACCAACACAACUUUGAGAAAUAUAGUGGAGAAUUUCCUGUCUACUCAACCCCAUCAGGAGGAGAUCACCGGGAUCCACUGCACGUACUGUGUGGACUCUCCUGUACCUGCUGUGAGAUCCUGUCUUCACUGUGAGGCCUCUCUGUGUGAUAAACAUGUGAAAGUUCAUAGCAAGGGACCAGAACAUGUCCUGACCGAUCCCACCACCUCCCAGGAGAACAAGAAAUGUUCUGUCCAUAAGAAGAUCCUGGAAUAUUACUGCAUUGAGGACUCUACUUGUAUCUGCGUGUCCUGCAGUUUGGUCGGAGAACAUCGGGGACAUCGGGUGGAGAAGAUGGAUAAGGCCUCUGAGAAGAAGAAACUGAGAAAUGUUCUACAGAAUCUGAUCACAAAGAGAGAGAAGACUGAGGAAAGAGUCCGGAGUCUGGAGGAACGCUGGAGAAAAGCUCAAGAAGAAGCAUCUGGAGAAGCGCAGAGAGUCACUGCCCUGUUUAUAGGCAUCAGGAGACGCCUGGACGACCUGGAGAAGAGGAUCCUGGGUGAGAUCUUCAGGCAGGAGGAGAAGAUGUCACUGUCACUGUCUGAUGUCAUCCACAAGCUAGAAAAAAAAAAGGACGAGUUGUCCAGGAAGAUGAGGGACAUUGAAGACGUGUCUAAUAGGACAGUUCCACUGACUGUCUUACAGGAUCCAGACACAGGUGACUUGUGUGAUGCUGGGGAGGGGGGAGGUGAUGAGGACACAGGGGGACAUGAUACCACACAUGAUGUAGAUGUCAUUACAGGCAUGUUACAUGCAGGUUUCUCUGAUAUAGUGACCUAUCUACAGACCAUCUCGCCCCCAAAACCAAAGAGACCACAGCCCCCCAGGGUCCGAUCUCUGCCCGGUCACACACAAGCUUCACCUGUGUCCGGUCCACAAUAUGGGGGCGAUGGUGCAAUAGUCAGGACUGGAGGUGCCAGGGGGGAGGGGGCGGCUGCAGGAGAGGGAGGGGUCUAUGGGGGGGAGGGGGCGGCUGCAGGAGAGGGAGGGGUCUAUGGGCAGGGUCCUGCAGACAUAUUACUGGAUGUAAACACAGCUUAUAAUAAUCUCCUUAUAUCAGACGACCUGAAAACUGCCUCCUGGACAUAUACAAAGAAGAAUCGUCCAGAACAAGCAGAGAGAUUCCAGGAUUGUUCUCAGGUGAUGAGCAGCGGGAGAUUCUCCUCAGGACGACAUUACUGGGAUGUGGAGAUCAGGAGAUCAGAGGAGUGGAGGGUGGGGAUGUGUUAUCCCAGUAUAGACAGGAGUGGAGAUCGGUCACUUAUUGGAGAUAAUAGCAAGUCCUGGUGUUUAUAUGGAGAACUGUCAUAUAGUUAUCAGUAUUCAGUGAUACAUGACAGUAAAUGGAUCCAGUUACCUCACCAGAUCUCCAGUGAUAGAGUCCGGAUCUGUCUGGAUUACGAGGCCGGGCAGUUGUCCUUUUAUGAGCUGUGUGACCCCAUCAGACACUUACACACCUUCACCACCACCUUCACAGGGCCCCUUCAUGCUCUAUUAUGGGUAUGUGGAGGUUCUAUAAAGUUAUCAGGGGGAGGAGCAGCUGUGAGGAGCCAUCAAUAUAGAGACUGGUGACAUCACAUCCGAUUGGUGGAACAUUCAGCCUAUAGGAUGCUAAAGAUUUUCCAGGCUUAAAAACUAAGGCACUUACAGUAGCGGCAAAGUGGAUGAAAUUUUACCAAAUAUCCAUGGGAUAAGGAAAAAAAUCCACUAACAAUCCAUGUAGAGACUGAGCUGCGAUGUUAUCCCUGCAACAGGACGUUAUGUUGUCAAUUAGACAUGAACGA
Messenger RNA from Hyla sarda, 2018 nucleotides. RefSeq names its product E3 ubiquitin/ISG15 ligase TRIM25-like. Bases 1 to 1806 code for a protein of 601 amino acids. Lineage: Eukaryota; Metazoa; Chordata; Amphibia; Anura; Hylidae. The record is from RefSeq and is a predicted model, not a curated record. Gene Ontology annotation, molecular function: zinc ion binding; protein binding. The transcript has a single exon.